Diorhabda carinulata is the source of this 7683-nucleotide messenger RNA. It is a transcript of the gene HIPP1, whose product is annotated as nucleolar protein dao-5. Lineage: Eukaryota; Metazoa; Arthropoda; Insecta; Coleoptera; Chrysomelidae. The transcript has 12 exons. The coding region runs from base 229 to 3912 and encodes 1227 amino acids. The record is from RefSeq and is a predicted model, not a curated record.
GUAUUAGUCGUAUAAUUGUGAUGGUGGUGGUCUGUAGUUGAAAUGGCUACUUGUAAUUUCUUAUUGAAAUAACUAAUUUAACUAUUAUUAUUCUUACCGUGAUAAGUGGUAAUUUUUUGGGACAAAAUACGGAUCGGCAGUGUUUUUUUAUGAAAGAACAGUGAAGUAUUGAUGUAUUCACAGAACUACGUUCAUUUAUUUUUGUAGAUUAAGUAGAUCCUUUAAAAAAUGGAUACCAAUGUGACUGAAGUAUAUGAGACCAUUGAAAGUAUAGAUGUAAAUAAACAGGUCCCAUAUCAACAGAAUAUGGAUUUUUCACAAGAAAAUUUUACAAUGGGAUCUCAAAUGGAAAGUGAUGGAUUUCCUCUAGAAGAUGGUGAACAGUACAAUGCACAACCUGAAACUGCUCAGUGUAAUCCUUCUGACCAACCUAUGGAAUAUCAGGAUACUGGUCUUGAAAAUCCAUCUAAUCAGUCUUGUACAAUUGAAGAAACAGAUAUACAACAGUCUUAUAAUACCGCAGAAGAGACCCAAUUGAAACAAUCAUCUACCAUUAAUGGACUAAAUGAAGACCAAACAGUAGCAAUUGUUGAACCUGAAGUUGCUGAAAUAACUGCAGAUAGUAUCAAUGAAGAAAACUUAACUGAAGCCCCUGUUGAAAGUAAUGAAGAAGCAAUUGGUGUUAGUGUUAAUUUGAUAAAUCAAACAGCUGAAGACAGUAUUAAUCCAGUUGAAAGCAGCACUGAUUCUGGUGUAGAUAAUACUGAUCUAGUUGGGAGCUCUACCAACACAAUUAAUAGUAAUACUGAGCCUGUUGGUGAAAAUACUGAUCCAAUUGAAAAUACUAUUAAUCAAGUUGAGGGUAUUAUUGAAGAUUCUCUUAUUGAAACUGAUCUUGCCCAUUCUAAAGAUAUAUUGGAAAACAUUGAAAACAGUAAUGAAUCAAAUACCAUUAAUGAAAGUAUAGUGAAAGAUACUAUCGAUGAAUACACUGAAAAAACUGAUGAAGUAAUCAAUAAUAAUACAGAAAAUGAAAUACUAUCUGCCAUUGAGGAUAAUGCAGAUUCAACUGAGGAGAUAAUUCGUUUAGAAAUAGAGGAGGAAAGCCCUUUGAAACCCAAUGAAGAGGCUGAAGGUGAUACAGCAGAACAUAUUGAGUUGACCCAGUUAAAUGCAUAUGAAGGUGUAAUGGAUUCACAGGAUCAGUAUAUGGUAGUUCAAACGUCCUCAUCGGUAGAUUUAUCAGCUCAAGAAGACCCUGACGAUUCUUCUGUACAGCUAGUGGAAGUUUAUGAGGAAACCCCUAGAGAUAAGCAAGAUAAAGUGCCCCAGAAAAAACCAAGAAGGACUCGUAAACCUAUUCACGAAUUACCCAUGCAUCUGAUAGGACAUGACAUUUCAAAACCAGUUGAAAGUGUUCCAAAUGGUAGGGCGUUGCCAAAACCUCGUCUAGGAGUCAAGGUACCUUAUCUCAAUUUGACCAGCCAAAUAGUCUCCAAAGCAGAAUUAGAGGAAGAGAUUUUGGAACGUUCUAGAGCAAAAGAGCAAGCUAAUGAAAAUAAAUUUGCCAGAGGAUUAACACAACGUCUAGCAAAUAAGUUAGCUCCGGACGAUAAUAAAAAGUACACAAUAUCUAAAGAAAACAAUAAAAAACCCGAUAAAGUGAAAAAAGACACAAUCAAAAUGGAAACAAAAAGUGAAGGAUCUAAUAAUUCUAUUAAUGUGGAUGAAUCCAAGAUCCAGAACGAUGAUGAUUUGUUGGCCAUUUUGGAAGGAGAUGGGGAAGAAAUACCACUGAUGGAAAAAGUUCAGGAUCCUGCAGUUGACGAUAGCAACUUGAAAUUGAUAGAACGUGAAAUAGCUCUGCAACAACUUCAAGAACUUCCACGUCAACUUCCAAAAGAAAGGAUAAUUAAACCAAGAUUUCCAAGACAGGAUCCUAAAGCAAAAACUGCAAAUACCGCUACGAAAAUUUCUGCUUCUAAACCAAGUUCUCCUGUAAAAUCUGACACACAUUCUAAAACUGAAACUGGUCCAGCUGCUAAGACAGAUACUACAAUAAAAAAAUCUAUUUCUUCUAUAGAUUUGGACGUUCCACUUCCCGUGAAAAAACUCGUUGAAAUAGAGCCCCAAGUAAAAGUUAACAUGGUACUGAAAACUUAUUCAAGGAAACGGAAACCGACGGAUAUGCCAGAAUUCGAAAGUUCAUCUCCUAAAAAAUCUUCAUUCGAAGAUCCAGAUUCGAAUGAGAUCUUUGAAAUGAAAAACGACCCAUUAGCACUACCGACAGACGUUUAUGUCACGAAAAGUUCCAGGGUUAUUAAAAAGAAAGUUAUAUGGGAUCCCGAUGAUGACCAACAUUCAAAAAGCCCGAGACCUUCAUUAAAAGUUCCUGACAGCAAUAAAACUUCAACUCCUAAGAUUACAAAAUCGGUAUCUAGUGAAAAACUCGAAAAAAUUGAUAAGAAGCCAACAGUAAUUCAAAUGGAGAAGAGUAAAGAAUCGAAAGAGAAACAGUCCGAGAAAAGUGAAAAAAAUUCACCAAAGAAAAUCGUCAGUAAAACUAAGCUUACUCCAAAAUCUAAGAGAGGUCUUUCUGAAGUUGAUAAAUUGCUAAUGGACGAAGGAGCGAUAAAAAUGUUAUACGAACUCAAAGGUUCUGAUGAACAUUUGGCUAAGAAAAAGAAGGAUGUAUAUUCAGUAGAAAAAGCCGAAAAGGAGUUACUCAAAAGAGCCAACGUUCUCAAAAACGAUCUAGUACAAAAUACCAGUAACGAAUCUCCAAAAUCGUUGAGGAAAAAAGAAAGCGCGCCGAACACUUCUCCUCCCGUUAAACAACCACCAGCCAUAAUUGAAAGGAAAAUGUCCAAAGAUUCGACGAAAAGUUCCGUCCACACACCGCCGAGAUCCCCAACUUUCUACUCGUCACAAGCAUCGAUGUUGAUAAGAAGAAGAUCCAGCAGUUCUAUAUCAAGUGAAGAAGAACUAGAGGAAAAUAAAGUAAGUUACAAGUCAAUGAAGACUCCAAAGAAAUUGGACUCUUCAAAAUCGAGAAAACAUAAAAGGAACACUACUAGUGAGAGCGAGUCCAGUGUCAAAGAAUCGAAAGAAAAUUCUACAGAAUCCAUACCGAAGGCAAUCAAAGGGGCACAGUAUAAAUCAUUUACAAUGAAGAAAUCUGGUAAACAUAUAUCCAUAGAUUUGCAUUAUGUUGAUGACAAAGGUUACUUUACCAUCGAUGUUUUGGCUGAUCUUACUGCUGCCUUAAAGAAGCUAGAAAAAGAUAAGGAAUGUAACGUGGUAUCGCUCACAUCUUCGAGCACAGCUUUUUGUUUAGGUCUCGAUUACACAUCUUUGGUAACAGAUGAUAAAAAAGAAAGGAUAGAGAAAGCGACUACUUUAGCGGAAAGCGUUAGGGACUUCUUAUUGAGUCUCCUCCACUUUCCGAAAGUUAUAGUUGCUGGCAUACAGAGCGAUUGUGUAGGAAUAGGAGUAACAAUGUUAUCUCUAUUCGACACUGUUAUAGCUAGUGAUAAAGCCAUAUUCAGAACUCCUUACGCCAGCUUAGGAUGUAUGGGAGAAGCCACAUUCCUUUUAACAUAUCCCCAUGUAAACAAUUGUGGAUUGGCUGCAGAGUUGUUAUACGCUAAUCAACAUUUAAAAGCCGACGAAGCGUUUAAACGUGGACUGAUCUCAAAGUUAUGUUGGCCCGAAAAGUAUAAAGAUACAUUGGAUAAUUUCGUUUCGUCUAUUGCGCAAGGAUCUCGACAGAGCUUGGAAACUACAAAAAGACGGUUCCGAGUGAACGGACAGGAUCGGAUCGAAACAGCUAUAAAGGACGAAAUGGAAAUUCUGAUCCAACAUUGGACGAGUUCAGAAUGUCAGGAUAAAUUUUCGAAAAUCGAAAAGUAAAAUUGGAAUAGUACUUGUUGAAUAUUUGGAUUUGCGGUACAAAACAAAAAUUUAUUGUAGUAAUAAAGUGUGAAAAGGAAAAUGCUUCAAACAAAAAUAUUUUUUUAUAUUUUCAUAAAGUAGAAAUUAAGUCACCAUAUUGAAUAAUAUCCUUUUUUUGGGUAUUAUUAUCUAGAUUAUAUCGUAGUACUAAAUAAUUGUUUGUUUUUAGUAUAAUUGAAAUAUUGAAAUUUGACUGUUUUUUAGCACGGUAGCCAAAACAAAAAUAUUUCCAAAGAUCGGUGCAAUUCUUUAAACAGCAUAAUUAAACUGUCUAAGAUGUGUUAACAGAAAUUAACACAAUAAAAUAAUUAUUAGUGUGUUUCAAGAAAGUUGCAGUGAGCUUAAAAAGAAAUUUAACUUGUUAUAAAGUUUGCAAUAAUCCUAGAUAUAAAUUUCUAAUUCAAAUCUUUAUAGUAUAACAAGUGAAACUACUUUUUUUACUGAAUUUAAUCUUAUUCUUUCUAUGGACUUCCAGCCUGACUCACUUAAGUAGCAACUUUUAUACUGUCUCAAUUUUAUUGAUCUCUAACAAUUGAAAUUCGUUUUACAAAUUUCGGCUCGAAUGACCAGCGCUGUGUAUAUAGCUGGAAACCUCUCCUUUCAGCUCUUCGUCGGUUGUGAAAUGCAUCCCUCCCAAUAGUUUUUUUAAGUCGGGGAAGAAAUCCUAACCCCUGGUGGCCAAGUCUGGGCUGUAAAGGGGAUAUGACACUAUUUAAAUCUGUAGAUGUGAUUCGUGGGGUGUGCGGUUACAGUCCAUUUGUGAGCAUGCAUCUUCUCUUGUUUUGAAUCGUGCGCCGAAGGUCCUUCAACGUCUGUCGGUAGUGGUCCGCAUUAAUUGCACCGGUACGUAGGAAUUCGCACAACAACAACCCUUUCCUGUUCCAAAAGACCCUCGCCAUCACCUUGUUGGCAGACAGAAUUGGUUUAAACCUCUGGCUUCAGCUAGCUUGGAUGUUUCCACUGAUGGGAUUUUUCUUUUGUUUCCGGUGUCAGGUAGUGGACCAGAUUUCGUUCCCAGUGACGACAGAGUCCAAAAAUUCCUCGCUAUCUUUGUGGACUUGACUUACUUAAUUCUAUUACCUAAGCAGCAAUUUUUAUAGUGUACCCAAUUUAUUGAUCUUGAACAAUUGAGGUUCGAUUAAUAUAUUCCGGCUCGAAGAACCAAUUAAUUUUGACAACUCUUGAUAUAAUUGGAACACUGUUGGUAUUCUUACUACUCAUUAGUUUUUAGCAAACCAAUCAAUAAUAGUCUUUUUAAAAAUGUUCUUUGCAGUCUAAAGCUUUUGUUUAAGUACUCUUCUUAUCAAAAUACCAUUAUUGACAGGAAAUUUUUUUCUUUAAUUUUUAAAAUAACGUUUUUUAUGUUUUGUAUCAGUAGGUAGUAAAAUUCCAAGUUUAUUAACGGUUUGAAUAUCUAUACUUGGUUUAAAUUAAGAUUGAUUGGACAACUCUUUCGUUUCGUUGAAAUAAUUUGAAGAAAGCUUCGUAUUAAUUAUUUUAUACCUAAAACAUGAGAAAUUAUGAACUAUAGAUGAAACUAAUUAGAUUUUAGGUAAUAAUAAAACAAAGGACCAAUACAUUUUUUAUACUAAUCAAAGCUAGAACCGUUUUAAAAUCAAAGAAUUAAUUAUUGUGCCUUGCUAAUAUCUUUACGUUAUUUACUAUCUAAAAUUAUAUAGUAUCUUUCAUUGGUUUAUACGUGGCGGGUCUAAAUAGUUUGGUUUUAUUCUUUCUUCAUAUUUACAUGGAUGUUUUCAUAUUAUGUACUUUUGUUAGUGCGUCCCUUUAUUAUUUGUUUAGGAUGCUUGACCUCGUUGUUUAUACUUUUUAUAAAUUAUUUUUAGUAAAACAGUUAUUAUAUUAGGUAUUUAAGUUAGUUAAUAAAAACCGGCUCGAACGAAACCGUUUUAAUAAUUUGUUUUUAUAAAAUCUUUCAACAUUAUUUUACAUUUGUCAUUUGAAUAUAUACAAUGAUUCGUUUUUACAUAUUACAUCUUUUUAUUAAAAUGAUAAUUUUUAAUGGACACUUUGGCUGCGUCUUCAUUUAAUAUUUGUUACUAAAUUUGACCUGUUCAUAUUGAUACUUUUUAUAAUUAAUAAGGUUUUAAAACUUUUUUUGUUUGCUCUCAACAUAUGGGCAGAUGUAAAUUCCUGAUAUAAUAAAAAUUAAACUAUUUCUUCGUCCCAAACGAAAUUAUCUUUUACUAACCUUUAAUGUCAUCCGUAUAUCUCCUUGUGAACUUCCAGGUUGGUUAAAUUCUUUUGUUUUAUCCGAAAAGUACAACUUCUGUACUUGUAUCUAUAGAAUCCGGCUCGAAGGACCAAUAAUGUUCUAUAUAUUUUUAUUUUUGUAAAGAUAAAGCUUACUGUAUAUUUCCGAAAUACAUUGUAGGUAUUAGGUUGUGUAAAUAUCAUAUUUUCCAUCUUUAUGUCUUGGUUAGAAAAGAAAAUAUGUUCCUAUAAGUUGCUAUGCAUGCUACAUAUAUUUGAAAACGAAUUUUAAAGUUUGACAAUUUUUUAGGAACAUAUUUUACUUCAAUAGUGUGUGAUUUUCUAUUUUGGUACAAAUUGUUUUCUUUUAUCCUACAGGAUAGUUAUAUCGGACAUAUUUAGUUAAAGGGGUCAGUAAAAAAAAGAAAUAACAAAUAGUUUCUCUCUAAAUUAUAUAUUAUAGCAUUUUACACAUUUUAUACAAAGUGAUUAGAAAGUUGGGAAUGGUCGUAUCAUUCAAAAUCUUACCUAUACUGAUAUGCUGAAAAUUUUCUAUAAUUGAUUUUUUAGGAAAAUCGUUAUCAUCAAACUAGCUGUUUAGAUCAAUGCAUUUUCUUCUUUAUGCCGGAGUCGAUAGCUUAAAACCUCUUCUUUCAGCUGCUUUAAUUCAAAGUAGAGAUGGUAAUCACUGGGGACCAAGUCUGGACUGAGUCGAUAGCUUGAAACCUCUUCUUUCAGCUGCUUUAAUUCAAAGAAGAGAUGGUAAUCACUGGGGACCAGGUGUGGACUGUAAGAGAUUGAGAGACAUUAUUCCAUCUAAAUCUGUUGAUAAUAUCAAUUGGAACACGGACAGUGUUGUCCUAAUGGAGACGCUUGUUGUGCUGCUAAGCAGGUAUAACUACAACCCUUUCCUGUCCCAAAAGACACAUCGGUUUUGUUUCCACGCGUUGCCGUUGUGUUCAAAACUUGCUGAUAUCGGGGAUCAUCUCGCUGGGGUUUCGAAUCGUCACCCUUCGAUCUUAAGCAAUUACUCGUCCGGAGAAUGAACGUUGUGGACAGCUCGCAGCCUAACCAGCGUUCUAGCGUCCAUAGCUUCGUGAGAACCUAGUUUUUGGUUUUGACUUGUAACAGUGAAAUUUUUACUUCAAAACGAUAUUUGAGACUUCCUUUACAAUUUCCACCCUAAUGGUUAAGCAUUACUAGGUCAUCUUUGAUACAAAAUAUAUUUUGUGUACUGGUAAUCUUAAUAUAAUUAAGCCUUCAGUUUUGAUUGGUAAUUUGUUAUAGAUGUAAUGGGUUGAGGGUUGAAAUUCCUGGUGUUUAGUGGUUGGACGUUGAUACCAUUUACUUUAUUCGCUCGGGUUAUUUAGAAGCUUUCUGUUGAACAGUUUUUAAUGUUAAAGAUUCACAGUAAUUUUUUGAAUCACAUGACCGUUACCGUAGUUUCUAAAUUAACAUAUAUGCUUGUUAAAUCAAUGAUUUGUUAUUUUAUUGGUAUCAAUAAAUAGAUUGUACAUA